GGGCUUGCACGACCUCAGUUUUGCACUACACCAUUCAAGGAGGGCAAAUGUGCUGUCUGAUGUGAUGAAAUAAGGGCCGUUGAAAAGAAUCAGUAUUUGAAAAAAGACUAGGCGUUAAAAGGAUUGUGUAUGUUUUUGGCGGACCUGUCGCGCACUCCAGCACAAGUGGAGAUGGGAGUAAACUUGGAGACUGGGAUACCCGGUGAACUUCAAGGAGAAGAGUCUGUGAUUUGGAUUUAAACUCGCCUUGGUCAUUAUUAACACAGCUUGAAGUUAAGUUGCAUAAGCCAUGGUGCCUAACCGGAGAUUGGGUCUGGCCCAUCCUUGCUGUAUUGGCCUGCUGUUCCUACUUCUCCUGCCCAGCUCGGUUUCAGUGAGAGAACCUCACCAUCAGUCCCAUGCCCACCUGCCCUCGCUGAUACCUCACGCCACCCUGCCGCUGUCCCGCUCCCGCUUCAGCGCCAAAGCUCAGCUGGACCUCACUACCCACUGCAACCAGAGCUGCUUCCACAAAGGAGAAGACACCGAUAAGGAGCACCUAGCCUUUGAAACUCUUUAUGCAGAUGGCUCGCGAACUUUAACCACUGUUGACCUGGAAGAAAACGACACUGAACUUCCCGUCAGACGACCCAAAGUAACCACUCCCAGGCAUAAGCGGCUAAAGCGCCAGAUCUACGGUUCAGACGGACGCUUUAACAUCCGCGGUGACCACUUCCUUCUGGACUACCCGUUCUCCACCGCCGUCCGCAUCUCCACCGGCUGCACUGGAGUUCUGGUGUCACAGCAGCAUGUCCUGACCGCGGCCCACUGCGUGCAUGAUGGGAAGGAUUACGUCAAGGGAGCGAGGAAACUCAGGGUGGGCUUUCUAAUCCCUCCGUCUGUUAACGGUACAAAGCCGGGUCAGGCUCCCGUGAAGAAACCCUUGGUGCGCUGGGUGAGAGUUAAACGCACACGGGUUCCUAAAGGCUGGAUUCAAGGCCCUCAAGACGUCAGCAUGGAUUUUGACUAUGCACUUCUAGAGUUGCGUUGGCCUCACCGGCGUCCCUUCAUGCGGCUGGCUGUGGCACCCUCCUCAGACAGUUUGGCUGGUAAACGCAUCCACUUCUCUGGAUUUGACAGCGACCGGCCUGGGGAGCUGGUGUACCGCUUUUGUCCUGUGGAGGACGAGUCCAACGAUUUGAUCUACCAGCACUGUGACGCCCGCCCUGGAGCGAGCGGCUCUGGUGUUUACGGACGUGUGUGGGACGAAACAUUAGAGCGUUGGGAGCGCAAGGUCAUUGGGAUCUUCUCGGGCCACCAGUGGCUGGAAAUCAAUGGUGAGAAUCGCGACUACAACGUGGCUGUUCGAUUCACUCCGCUGAAGUUCGCUCAGAUUUGUUACUGGGUUCAUGGAAAUAAGGUGGACUGCAGUCAGGACUGAAAAUAUGACGUAGAGGAAUGGGACAAUAUCAAAUCAGAGGACAAAAUAUGACGUGCCUGAUGUUGAAAACUGCACUUUACAGUCCUUUUACGGGUGUGGCUACUGACGAAAGGAGGUCCAUGGCUAGUAGAUCGAUACCCACAGACUUUGAUCACUCAUAUGGGCUGAGCUGGAACUUUGUUUAACCACUAUCUUUAGCUUUUGCUCACUAUACUGACAAUGUUACGCAUAGAUUUAGACUUAGACGGAGUCCUGCAACACAGUAGAUUUAUCUCGUCAAGUCUUUGCCAAUGUUAAGUAGACAUCUGAUCUCAGUUAUAUGAUUCUUUCUACAGCCUUGCUUUGUUCAGAUUACACAUUGUAGAUGCUUCAGUCUGUUCUUUGCACUUUUAGAAAGUAGAUUUGGGAUGGAGACAGGUUUUCUUCUCAUCUCAUCACUUGGGGUUUGGUUAACGCUAGAUUAACAUACACAGUUUAUUUGGUGACUAAAAGUAGACGCAAAAGGGCUUAUGCUUUGUCGCCUAUUCAUCCCUGCACAUCUGUUUGGUCUGCUAAGCUUACGGUUUCUAUGUUUUCUGAUUUAUGAUUACCACAAUAACAUAAAAAUCAAUGACUGUGAGAUGUAGUAUGGGUGUUAAAUUGAGACAGUUUGUAAAACAGAGUUUUAAAGUAUAUAUAUUUCCCAGGUGAAAAACAAGUACACUUCCAUAAUGUACUUAAAGUGCUCUAUUUUCGCGCACUAAUUUUGUACUUAAUAUACUAAAAAUGAUUCUUAAGUACUUCUUAAGAUAAACUUAAGAGCAUCUAAGUGUACUCUACUCAACUGUGCUAUUUUGAGACACCAUGAAUAUAAAAUGCACUUUUAACAUACUAUCUCUGCAUUUAAAAAAUGUAGUUACCACUUGUAGUACACUUGAACCCAUCUUUCAUACACUAGUAUACUCAAGUGUACAAUAGAGCACUUUAAGUACAUUAUGGAAGUGCACUUGUUUUUCACCUGGGUUAAAGCAUGGAUUCAAAAUCUUCAGUUUGUUUGUUAAUGUAAUACAUCUGGCACUAUGUUCUGCAGUUAUACACUCAUUUCCAAGACAGAUGAAGACCUCAUAUUGAUAACAUUACAUGUUGAGAUAUAAUUUUCCCUAUAGUUAUAUGUUGGAUUAAUAUAAAAACUGGACAAAAACUAAGAGAAAGGUUGUGGGGUAAAUGUUGAUUAUAAUUCUAUUUUUUAAAAGCUUUUAUUUUAAUAAACCUAAAUAUGUCUGUUGUUUUUGCUGUCUUUUUCAUUACAAUGUUAGAUCAUGUAGGCUCUUAAUGAGGACUUUUGUAUUUUCUAAAGAAGUUAGUGGUAACAUUAGAUAUGAUUCUGGAAACAUGCAACAGCAUGUUUCCAGUAUUAUUCUUUUUUUUUUUUUUUUUUAAAGAAAGGAAAAAAUGAUAGAAAGAAAAGGGUAAAUACAAUUUUGGUGUCUGUACGUAAAAUGCAACACUGGUACCCUCUGCUGGUAAAUGCAUAUAUAAAAAAAAGGUUUUCUUCACGGUACAGUUAACGCUUUGGGCUCGUGUUAUUUGUAGUUUAUUUAUAAUAUGCUGAUUCAGUGUUGCAGUAGCUACUGAUAGCUUAUGGUUUAAUUCAUAAUCUCAAAAAUACUGAAAUACGCUGUGAAGAGUUCGGCACAGGAAGGUGGAAGCUUCUCUUUUCCAGCGGGGUCUUGAAAUGAAUCUCUACUGCCCUCCUGUGGUUGACAUCUUCAUAGAGUUUUUCACAACAUGGCUGAGCAGCAGCAGUCCUUAGGUUCAGUCAGUAGCGAUUAUGCUGACGUUAUUCAGUAGUAUUGCAGUAGCUCAGUGCUUUAAUAUUUGACAAAUUGUCCAGUAACUAUUUUUUAAAAGAACAAAUCGUCUAGCGUAACACACUUCAUUUAUUCAUUGGUCAAUCAAGCCGGUUCACAGUAUUCCCAUUUACUGAAAUAAACGUUAAUGUAUAUCAUUUCUUGGUUGAAUACUACUUCAUUAACUCUCUACGUACUUCCAUGAAGUGAAUACUGGUACAGGGGUACGUUAUUAAUCGUGCAUCAGUGUAUAGACCUUACAUGCAUCUGCCCAUUUAAGUUUUAUCUAUAUGGCAUUGAAUUUACUCGAACAGUUUGUUUUAAUGGAACUGCAUUUUUAUUUACUGCUUAUAAUGUAGUUGACAUUCAACUGUUUUGAUGCCAUUACCUUUAAAUCAUAAUUAUAUUUGUAUCAAAUGUAGUUUAAUAUAUAAACAGCUUUUAUUAUUAUUAGCUUGUAGUCUACUGAACUAAUUUAUCACAGGGCAGUGACAAUAUUAUAUUUACAGUUGUGUCCUAACACAGCCACCCAUCAAAUCCAUAGGGAGGAUGAGAAAGCAAUCAGAGUCUUUGUUUGGAUCCAUUUGAAACUUUAUGAAUUUUGCAAACGAUCACAUUAUUUCAGUGCAUAAAUCAUGCUGAACACUGAUAAAACAGCAACAAAUGCAGAAUAUCCACACACAAAUGUAAGCAAAUAUCUUUAGACCAAUAUAAAAGACUGAUGUGUAUUCUAAGAGCAAAAUUAGGUUCACCUUGGGGCAAAGCAAAAUAUAUCAGCCCUCGCACAGAGGACCUGCCAAACAUGAAGAAACAAACCAGUUGUAACACAGCAGAGUUGUUUAGUGCUUUUUUUAUUAGAGAUAAGGAGACGAUACAAAACAUCCACCGACCAAUAUCCUUCAAAGCUCUGUACACAGGCUGCCCAAAUAUAUCGCUCCAUCUAAACUUAAUACGUGUCCAUCAAUCCACUCAAUCCAAUUCAUCAACAGACCGCUCAUCCACUAGGUCCCAGAUUUUACAGGUAGAAGGAAUGUGUACAAUUUCUUGACACCAGUGCCAUAGUUUUGAAUUACAUUUGGAAAUGUUUAAAUCAGAUGGAAUCAAUAAAACUAUUUGUGAGCUCAAAAUAAAAAAAAAAAUAGGGAAAGGGAGAGUAAAUUGUGUUCCCAGAAUGGUCCGACAAUGUCAUGUGAUUUUGGAGUAAAUUUUGUACUACACCUAGUCUUCAACAACACAUGCAUACUUAGAAAAAAUUAACUAGACGUUUGGCGCAAAAAAAAAAAAAAAAAAAAAAAAAAAUUAAA
Molecule: messenger RNA, 4553 nt
Organism: Onychostoma macrolepis
Lineage: Eukaryota; Metazoa; Chordata; Actinopteri; Cypriniformes; Cyprinidae
Gene: prss23
Product: serine protease 23
Exons: 2
Coding region: 290-1420 (376 amino acids)
Biological process (GO): proteolysis
Molecular function (GO): serine-type endopeptidase activity
Source: RefSeq, a predicted model, not a curated record